Messenger RNA from Lodderomyces jiufengensis, 804 nucleotides. RefSeq lists its product as uncharacterized. Gene Ontology annotation, cellular component: mitochondrion. NCBI's taxonomy places the organism in Eukaryota, Fungi, Ascomycota, Pichiomycetes, Serinales, Debaryomycetaceae. The coding region runs from base 1 to 804 and encodes 267 amino acids. Gene Ontology annotation, molecular function: delta(3,5)-delta(2,4)-dienoyl-CoA isomerase activity. The record is from RefSeq and is a predicted model, not a curated record. The transcript has a single exon.
AUGCCAUUUGAUGCUAAAAGUUAUGAAAAAUAUGAAUUUUAUUCAAUUACAGAAAUUGAAGAAGGUUUCAUUCAUGUUCAAUAUAAUAAUCCAAAAACUUUAAAUGCUUUUAAAGAUCAAAACUGGAUUGAUUACGGAGAAAUAUUUACAAGAUUAGAUAAAGAAGAAGAUGUCACUUUAAUAUUAGUAUCAUCUGGAGUACCAAAAUCAUUCUCAUCCGGUUUGAAUUUAAAAGCAGCUACAGAAAUGAUGGGAAAACAUGCAGAUUUAUCAGAAAAGGAGCAAAUUAGUGAAUUACAUAAACAUAUUGUUGAAUUUCAACAUGCCAUAUCAACACCAGCAAGAAUAAGUACACCAACUAUUGGAAUCUUAAAUGGAAUUAAUUAUGGAUUAGCAUUAGACAUGUCAAGUUGUUAUAGUAUUAGAAUCGCUGUUGAAGGUGCUAGAUUUUCAAUUGCUGAAGUAAACAUUGGAAUUGCAGCAGAUAUUGGUUCUUUACAAAGAUUACCAAAGUUAAUUAAUAAUCAAUCUAAAUUAAUGGAGCAUGCAUUAUUAGGUGAUGUAUGGGAUGCCAAAGAAGCUUUAGAUUUAGGUUAUGUUAGUACUGUUGUUAAAUCAGUUGAUGAAGGGAUUGAAUUAGCUAAAAGUAUAGGUGAAAGAAUUGUUUCAACACCAGCAUGGGCUAUUAAAGGAACCAAAAAACAUAUUCAAGACAUUUUAGAAGGAACUACACAUGAACAAGGUUUGAAAGAUAUUGCUAAGUUUAAUUCUGUUAAUAUUACACGUUCAAAGAUGAAAUUAUAG